CGCUAGAGGUCAACGUCGACAGUGUAAACACCAGUUGCCGUCCAGAUACAGGAAACAUCUCUCCCAUACCCAUUCUUAUCUAGUGUCUACCGAAGGAGCUCCGUCUACCUUUCUAGGACGUCUAAUAUCAUCACUCAUCGAGUCUUUCCAUCACAAUGGCUGCCCCCCUUCAAACCACCGAGCUCCAAGAAAUCGCUCAGAAUGCCUGCACCACCGUCCUCGGCUCCGCAACAAAAUACGACCACUCGUCCGUCGCAGGCUGGAACACCGAAAUCAUCAACACAAUCCUACAAUCCCUAAUCUCCCGCACUACCCCCUCCUCCUCCUCCGGCUCCUCCGACACCCCCGCCCCGCAAUACAAGUACAUCGUCAACUCGACGAUAAUCCAGCACCCUUCGGCUCCGUCGGGUAGCGGCGAGCACGCCGGUCGCCGCGGCAUGCACAGCGCGGUGGGUGCGUACUGGAACAAUGAGCGCGACGGGACGUGGAGCUUCAAGUGGGAGGGGGCUGAGGAGAGGGGCAUGGAUGUCGUGGUGAGUGUGACGUGGGUUGGUGUCUAGAGUGGAGCGUCUAUGAAAGGAUCGUUGAUGUCGGGAAGAAGAAAAGGGGAGGGGAAGGAAGAUGUGCGUUGGGAAGAACAUGUUGUGACUGUGGAGUGAAGAGUAUAUAUUUCACAACUUGGAAUGCUGAGUUUGGUGUCAGAAUGUUGUCCUGUUCUUUUCCUGCAUCAUCUGCUCGAACGUCUGCAGUCGUGAGUGAGUCUUGCCUCUUGCCUUGGGCCUCAUUUCGUACGCUGCGUUAUUCCGUUGGCAUACAUGUACGACGACUCGACUCGCUGGCAUGUACACCUCCAGUGUCUCAAGCCAAAGCACA
Westerdykella ornata is the source of this 873-nucleotide messenger RNA. RefSeq lists its product as uncharacterized. The coding region runs from base 156 to 560 and encodes 134 amino acids. Gene Ontology annotation, biological process: microtubule-based movement. Lineage: Eukaryota; Fungi; Ascomycota; Dothideomycetes; Pleosporales; Sporormiaceae. The transcript is spliced from 4 exons. The record is from RefSeq and is a predicted model, not a curated record. Gene Ontology annotation, molecular function: dynein intermediate chain binding. Gene Ontology annotation, cellular component: cytoplasm; cytoplasmic dynein complex.